ACACCCAUAGUCUGAAAUAGUUUAAAAUAUAGCGUACUGUUGGAUAUCUCAUAGAAAAUCAAUUAUACUGGUACAAAUAGUGUACGACCUCAUUCAUCCGUUUCUUUGUGUUAACCCACCCCACCGUGGAAAUGUAUUAAAUAAAGGUAGGUCCACUUUUGAAGAGUUCAAUAUUCAAUUCAGUACAGUGACCCAUCAUUGGCGGAAUUGUUUUUCUGCAUGUCCAACAGUGAUGUCUAAAAAAAAUGAAACAAAACGUGUGCGUUUUUUAUUUUAUGCGUUCUUAAUGCUCAAUGUAGAAUGUAAUGCAUCUAAUGACCAACAAAUAUUUUUUGGAAACCCUAAGCUUGAAGGCCAUGAAGGAUCAAUUUGGAGAACUAUUGGAUAUGAAGAACAAAAUGACCCCAAGAAGAUAUUUUUUCUCAGGAUGGAUUUGAAUCAGAAUAAUCCAUCAGAUUUAGAAAAUUCAAGUCCCGGAGAUCCAGAAAUGCACUUAAAUGAAGAAAGAAGCAAGAGACAAGCGGAUGAACAAGUACUUGGUAUGGUUGAAAUGAAAACAGAUACUGACGAAGAACCAAGCACUCAAAAACAAGAACUCGACACUCUGGACACUUUGCAAGUGUUUACAGAAACAGCUCCUACAACAACUGAAAUUGGUGCACAAGAAAAUAAUUCUAAAAAUAAUUUCAUACCAAUCAAUGAUUUCAUCAGGUUCAGAAGACAAUUAAAACAUGGAGGAGACAACGGAUCUAACAGCAUGGGUAAAGUACAAAAUUUCGACCUUGAGAAAGAAAACGCUGAUAGUCAAAAUAAUAGAGGAGCACGUGGAUUGACAAAACAAGAAUGGGUUAAAUUUCCUUAUCAAAUUCAGAGGACUCUAACGAGUGACGAUUCUAUAGCUUCGUCUAGUGACUUCAGCAAACCUAGAAGAGUGCAUUUUAUUACUCAGAAGCAAUUUGAAGUUGAGAACCCAUUGGCGUCUUCAAAUCAAAGACAAGGAAGAGUUUCAGAUACUUCCAGACCGUCUAGAAAUCAACCUAGGGAUCCUAGGGUUGAAAUGGAUCAGAGAAAGGGUCAGGACCUCUUCACCCCGAGAUUAAGGGACUUUGAUGGUCCUCCAGAUUAUCCAUACUUUCAAAAUUCUAGAGGGAGAUAUUACGAAAGAGACUUGAUAGAAAAUAGGAGGCCUGGUUCAAGGUCUCUGGAAAUCUAUCCAAGAUAUAGAGACAGAAGGAUAAUUUACUAUGCAAACCUGCCAGAAAUUACCAGAAAUUCACCACGGUUGAGAGAAACGGAGAGGUACAGGGAUCCUUUUUAUGACGAAUAUUCUGGACAUCUGUACCAAAGGGCGUUUUAUAGGAACAACAGGAACGAAGAAAUACUUCCCAUGAAGGUAUCUGCAGAUAUAAAUGUGAGGGAGGUGAAGAAAAAUCCGGAAAAGAGAAUUUACUCCGAUGUUCAGAGAAAAUAUCCUUACGAUUUACCACCAUUUGAUGCUAAUCAGCCAACAAGGCAUUAAAAUAUUUUGCUUCAUCAAUUUUCAUAUUUGUCAUUUUUAAUUGUAGUGUACUGAAUAUUUAUUAAAGAUUAUUCGCCAUUUUUUA
This is a messenger RNA of Harmonia axyridis, 1604 nucleotides long. RefSeq lists its product as uncharacterized. The transcript is spliced from 4 exons. Bases 233 to 1519 code for a protein of 428 amino acids. The record is from RefSeq and is a predicted model, not a curated record. NCBI's taxonomy places the organism in Eukaryota, Metazoa, Arthropoda, Insecta, Coleoptera, Coccinellidae.